Molecule: messenger RNA, 2625 nt
Organism: Pneumocystis carinii B80
Lineage: Eukaryota; Fungi; Ascomycota; Pneumocystomycetes; Pneumocystales; Pneumocystaceae
Exons: 11
Coding region: 46-2310 (754 amino acids)
Biological process (GO): mismatch repair
Cellular component (GO): MutLalpha complex
Molecular function (GO): ATP hydrolysis activity; ATP binding; ATP-dependent DNA damage sensor activity
Source: RefSeq, a predicted model, not a curated record
CGCUUCGUAUAUUUCCGCAGAGAAGAGGGUUAAGAGGGAUAAAGGAUGGUAGGAGAGGUUAAAGAGAUCAGAAAUGAGUUAAAAGGGUAUAUUUCAUCGUGCCAAGUGAUUAUAGACCUUUCAUCGGUGGUUAAAGAGCUUUUAGAGAACUCAUUAGAUGCAGGAAGUACAAGAAUUGAAAUUUGGCUUAAAAACUAUGGGUUGAAUAGUAUAGAGGUAGUAGACAAUGGACAUGGAGUUUCAGCGGAAGAUUUUGGGUGUUUAGCACAGCAGAAUUCAACGUCUAAAAUCAGAGAAUUUGAGGAUCUAGAUUCUCAUUUACUGUAUGGAUUUAGGGGAGAAGCGUUAUAUUCAUUAUGUAGACUUAGUCAAGUGCAAAUUAUUACAGCAACAGAGAAAACAGAGCCUCAGGGAAUACAAAUUACAUAUGAUAAAAAAGCAGAAAUUAUAUCAAAGGAAAUUGUUCCAUCAUGUAAAGGUACAACAGUAAAAGUAGAACAUUUGUUUUCUACACUUCCAGUGCGUAGAAAAGAGUUUGAAAAAAACCAUAAACAAGAGUUCCGAAAGGCAUUGGCAAUUAUUCAGGCAUAUGCAAUUAUUAAAGUGGGUGUUAAGUUCUUAGUAACACAUCAAUUGCCAAAUAAGCCAAGAGUAACACAUAUUUCAACAAAUGGUAAUGGAGAUUUAAAGGGAAAUCUGGAAAAUUUAUUUGGACCAAAGCUGGUUUCAACUUUAAUGGAUAUGGACUUUGAAAUGACAAUUUUAGAUUUAUACAAAAUAAAUAUUUCAGGAUUUAUAUCCAGACCAUUUUCUAAAGAGGAAUCUUUGAAUUUAAAGAAACAGUAUGUUUAUAUUAAUUCUCGGCCUUGUUUAUUACCUCAAAUAACACGUACAAUUAAAGAAAUCUACAAAGUAUAUACUGUAUCUCAACUACCAUUUAUUGUAGCAAAUUUUAUAAUGCCAUUGGAUUCGUAUGAUAUAAAUGUAUCUGUAGAUAAGAUGAUAAUUUUCUUGCACAAUGAAAAUGAAAUUAUUUCUGAACUUAAGAUUCAUUUAAAUAAGUUACUUCAGAAUGCAUCAAUUGAUCAAGGUUCUUCUUUUUCAAAUCAAAUAUAUAUUAAAAAUGCUUCAAAUAUAUCUAAAAACAUUGUUUUAGAAGAAAAUAUCACAAAAAGGAUUUAUGAACAUUUUAAGAUAGAAAAUGACAAAAAUACCCAAGAUAUUCCAGAAGAAAAACCAGAUGUUAAAACAAAGUCAUCAAUUAGUAUGCUUAGUUUAAAUAAGCCAUGUUCUAAAGCUCAACAUCAAGAAACAACAUAUUCUUUAUCUAAAGAAAACAAUAUAUCUGAAGAUCCACAUAAUAAAGAAUUGAAAAUAUAUAAAACUAUUUCAGUUUUUAAGAAUACAGAAAAUGAUAAACAUAGUACUUUAAUGAGCCUUAAACGAAAAAACAUGUCUAUUUUUUCAAAAGAAAUUUCAGAUAAUAAAGACGCACAAAUUUCAAAUUUCAAUAUUAAAUCUGAUUCUCAACUUAAAGAAAAUUCAACUAACAAUUCUGAUGAACAUGUACAAAAAAAGGUUACAAAUAAUCAUUCUUUUAAAAAUACAGAUAAUACAGAAAACACAAUGAUAUCUGGAUCCAAAAAUAAUGAACUUAUUGGUCAUGAAGUUACUAAUUUUGACACAUUGGAAAAUAAAAACCAGGAUUUAGAAAUAUCAGCUAAACCAAAGACUCAAAAAAUUUCAGAUGAUAUAAAUCUUAAGCGUUUGUCUAAAUAUGAAUAUCGACAGCUUACUACUUCUAUAUCUAUAUCAAAAGAUCAAAUUAAAGAAAAAUUUUCAAAAAUUUUUGUAAAUAAAACCCAUAAUUCGAAAAUAGAAACGUCAAAUACACUUUCUAUGUCUCAAGAACAAUCAGAAAAACAACUCAAUUCAAGAUUGACUAAAGAAGACUUUUUUAAUAUGAGAAUUAUAGGACAGUUUAACCUUGGAUUUAUUAUUACAUCUUUACCUUCAAAAGAAAAAGAUAAUGUUUCUGACAUAUUUAUAAUUGAUCAACAUGCAAGCGACGAAAAGUAUAACUUUGAAAAACUUCAAUUGAAUACAACUAUAGAAAGUCAAUUAUUAAUAAUACCAUACGAGCUAACUCUUAAUAUUUUAAAGGAAUCUAUCGUUAUAGAACAUACAGAAAUUUUAGAAAAGAAUGGUUUUAAAAUAGAAAUUGAUUAUAAUAAAGAUCCGGGAAAAAGAUGUAAACUAUUGUCUUUACCUCAAACAAAACAUGUUACCUUUGGAAUUGAAGGAAAGUAGAUUAAUAAUUGUUUUAUUUUCUUACAAUUUGUAGAUUUAGAGGAAAUUAUUUCUAAUCUUCAGGAAGCUCCUCAAAAAGAUAUAAAAUGUAGCAAAAUUAGAAAUAUUCUUGCAUCAAAAGCAUGCCGUUCUAGUAUAAUGAUUGGAGACGCACUUGUAUUAAGUACAAUGAAAAAUAUUGUAAAACAUAUGGGAGAAAUGGAUAACCCAUGGAAUUGUCCUCAUGGAAGACCAACAAUUAGAAUGAUUGGAAAAAUUUCACAAAUCUAAUUAUGAAUUUUAUUGAUAACAAACUAUUAUAUUACAUUGUUAAAC